UGGAAGGCCUUGGGGGCUCGCUCUUUCAGCGAGAGUAUACCCUCGGCGGUCGCGUGCGGUGGGGACGACGGCAGGGUUCAUCUGCGAUGGUACGCUUGUGAGGUAGACUGGAGAGCUUGAGCUUGCAUUCAGGCCUUGAGAUGCUCUCUUGGCUUAGGUGUGGGCUGGGUGUGAGCCCCUUGGUAUGGUGGGGGCUUGGGCGCAUAACAUUCGGUGCGGCUGGAACGUCUUUCGAUGCAUUGCGUGGAUUGCACGGAAGGCGGAUGCAUUUGCCGGAGUUGUCUACGGGGCUGCUGCGUUCGACCAUGUACAUUUGGUGGACGACGGCGAUGGAGAGUCUCCGCUUCGGGGUGUACAGUAUGUAGAUCUAGCUAUAUAGAUUC
This is a messenger RNA of Baudoinia panamericana UAMH 10762, 383 nucleotides long. RefSeq lists its product as uncharacterized. The record is from RefSeq and is a predicted model, not a curated record. The transcript has a single exon. The coding region runs from base 141 to 365 and encodes 74 amino acids. Lineage: Eukaryota; Fungi; Ascomycota; Dothideomycetes; Mycosphaerellales; Teratosphaeriaceae.